GUGUCAUUCUUUGAUGGAUUCCUGAUUCCUGUUAGUGUUUACUGAGACAGUGAGAGUGUUGUAGUAAGAAUUGUUUAUGGACAAUCUGCACUGAAGAUGCCAGGACUUACAAGGACCAUGGACAGGCUGCGUAAAAGUCUGCGAGACAGCCUGCGUAAGAAGAAGGAGCCGACACCAGAGUGCAACAAGCCACAUCAGUGGACACUAGAUGAGGCGGCCGUCCGAUCUGGUACCUGCAGCUUCCUCGUGAGGUACAUGGGAUGUGUGGAAGUAUUCGAGUCAAGAGGAAUGACAAUAUGUGAGGAUGCAUUCAAAGUGUUAAAGAAUUCUCGCCGAAAAGCGACAAAAUCAAUUCUCUACGUGAGCGGAGAUGGGCUGAGAGUUGUAGAUGAAGAAAAUAAGGGGUUAAUAGUGGAUCAAACGAUAGAGAAGGUGUCUUUCUGUGCUCCUGAUAGGAAUUUUGAAAAGGGGUUUAGCUAUAUCUGUCGUGAUGGGACCACACGACGAUGGAUGUGCCAUGGGUUCUUGGCCGUCAAAGAGUCGGGUGAGCGACUAAGCCAUGCAGUGGGAUGCGCGUUUGCUGUCUGCCUAGAACGUAAGCAGAAGCGAGACAAGGAGUCGGUGCAGGUACAAUUCAACAAGGACCAGACAAGCUUCACUCGCUUCGGUUCAUUUAGGCAGGUGACACUUACAGAGCGCAUGGCAGAUCCGCAGGAGGCUAAGCCAGCUGAGCCGCCACCAAUCAGGGAAGUGGAGAAUCCAUUUGCCAUCCAGCGUCCACACGCACCACUUGCACUCCUACAGAGACAGGGCUCAACGCGCUUUGGGAACAUCAAUCAGAGCUCGCCAUUUAAGCGGCAACUCUCCCUACGAUUGGACGAACUGCCGUCUACCUUAGAGCGCAAAGAACACAGCUUUUCCACUGGUGCCUCUCACAAUGGACCAGCAAGCCCAAUACUGGAGGCAUCGCCAUCAAAGGAACAUCAGCCAGAUACAAUCAGCUCCCUCUGCCAGCAGAUAUCAGAAGAUAUGUUUACCCUCAGCAACAGAGGAUCAAUGGCUGCAUCAUUGCAGCAUAAACAACAGCAGGCAGCGGGUGCCCAGCAUAGUCCUUUUUCACAUGGUGUGCUGCCGCAACAGAGUGCAUCUAAUCCAUGGGAAAUGCCUGUACUAGCACAGGAACCAGCUAACCCGUGGGCAGCUCCCUCACAACCUCCGACAGCACUGCCUUAUACGAGCGUCGUGGCACCACCGUUGGAUAUGUUCCCCACUGCAGCCCCCACGGAGGUCGCAACACAAGUAACAUGGUCUGCUCAACGACCAUCUGCUGAGAGUGCACACUUUCAUUUUAACCGCCAGCCAUUGAAUGGUAGUUCACUGCAACACCCACCAACCAGGAGGGCACCACACAUUCGUAGUCAAAGUCUUGACAUUCCAGGAGGAGGGCCACUUUUAGGUACGAGCAGGCCAUCAGUGGUGCAGGUGCACAGGCAGCAUAACCUCGGUGGUGAUGGCUUGUCCAAUGGCGCCGCGGACCCAUUCGAUGUCCAGUGGGCAGCAUUCUCAACACAGACACAGAACUCAAAUAAUCCUUUCUUAGCGACUCAAGGCAACAAUGUGAAAGCUUUCGAGGUUCAGAUGUGACCAGCUUAAACACGUUUAGAAAAGUGUACAAUAGUUUUUAGUCGUGUGUGAAAGAGGUAUACAUUGGGUUUGUGAGGCAUGCUAGUACUACAAGCAAGCCACAGGACAAUGAUACAUAAUUGUUGGAGGUAGGUAAUAACAAAGGUGGUAUAUCUCGUGCUUUGGCAUAGCUGAAAUUGGCAACCUACAAUAAAGGUCACAUUACUCUGAUUAUUAUGUAUAGCCUAUCCAUAAAUCAUUAUAAUUUUUAUUAGGAAAAAAUUCGUUUUAUUUUAUAUGAAUCUGGAAACACAAGUUUUCAGAAAUUUAUAAAUGUUUAGGAAAUUCGAAAAUUAUGUCUACGGGAUUCCCGUGAUUUUGGAAUUUAGUACGGAAUGCAGUGAGAUGCUUAGAGUGGCUUUCAGCAACCAUCGAUAGAAAAGAAAAAUGGACUGGGUAGUUGGCACAGUUAAAGCAAAUAACCAAACUAUUUUUUGUAAAUAUAUGAAAAUGGCCUAGAAUAUAAAUAUUAAUUCCAUCUUUGUAAAGCUAGCAUGUGACUGCUUCUGACCACUGGCAUGACUGGUGAGAUUAUCGGGAUAAUAAUGUUGGGAAAAUGUGUUUACAUAAUGCUUUUGCGAUGUUGUCAGAUAAACAUGUUGUGUAGGUCAUUCCAAAUGCGUAAUGGAUAGGAGUUACAAAAUGUUAGGUGGUGGUUGGUGGAGCCCCUACCACUUCAUCCUCUCUCUCUCUCUCUCUCUCUCUUCCCUGCUCUCGCUCUCUCUCCUCUCUCUUCUUCUCUCUC
Molecule: messenger RNA, 2428 nt
Organism: Priapulus caudatus
Lineage: Eukaryota; Metazoa; Priapulida; Priapulimorpha; Priapulimorphida; Priapulidae
Product: protein numb-like
Exons: 12
Coding region: 97-1644 (515 amino acids)
Source: RefSeq, a predicted model, not a curated record